GAUGACUUCAAAGAAAUGGAGAGGAAAGUAGAUGUCACCAGCAGGGCUGUGAUGGAAGUAAUGACCAAGACAGUAGAAUAUCUUCAGCCCAACCCAGCUUCCAGAGCUAAACUCAACAUGAUCAACACAAUGUCAAAAAUUCGAGGUCAGGAAAAAGGACCUGGCUACCCUCAGGCUGAGGCCUUAUUGGCAGAAGCUAUGCUGAAGUUUGGAAGAGAACUCGGAGAUGAAUGUAACUUUGGCCCAGCCCUGGGUGAUGUUGGGGAAGCUAUGAGAGAACUUUCUGAAGUCAAAGAUUCUUUGGACAUUGAAGUGAAGCAGAACUUCAUAGAUCCCCUGCAAAAUCUCCAUGAUAAAGAUCUGAGAGAAAUACAGCACCACCUGAAGAAAAUGGAAGGUCGACGCCUGGACUUCGACUACAAAAAGAAAAGACAAGGCAGGCUCCCUGAUGAGGAGCUACGCCAAGCUCUGGAGAAAUUUGAUGAGUCCAAAGAAAUAGCUGAGUCAAGCAUGUAUAACCUUCUGGAGAUGGAUAUUGAACAAGUGAGUCAGCUUUCUGCUCUUGUAGAAGCCCAGCUGAAGUACCACAGACAGGCAACACAGAUCCUACAGCAAGUUACUGCCAAGUUGGAAGAGAGAAUAAAAGAAGCAUCAACUCAGCCCAGAAGAGAAUACCAGCCAAAACCCCGCAUGAGUCUGGAUUUUUCCAGUGGUGAGAAUACCCAGUACAAUGGAGGGAUAUCCCAGACCAGCACCCCUAAACCAACAGGUAUUGCAAUGGAUCAGCCAUGCUGCCGAGCUCUGUAUGACUUUGACCCUGAAAAUGAAGGGGAGUUGGGCUUUAAAGAGGGUGAUGUCAUUACCCUCACUAACCAGAUUGAUGAGAACUGGUAUGAAGGGAUGCUUCAUGGCCAGUCAGGCUUCUUCCCUAUCAACUAUGUGGAUAUUCUGGUACCUUUGCCCCAUUAG
Terrapene triunguis (Three-toed box turtle) is the source of this 969-nucleotide messenger RNA. RefSeq names its product SH3 domain containing GRB2 like 2, endophilin A1 (gene SH3GL2). Gene Ontology annotation, biological process: synaptic vesicle uncoating. NCBI's taxonomy places the organism in Eukaryota, Metazoa, Chordata, Testudines, Emydidae. The transcript has 8 exons. The record is from RefSeq and is a predicted model, not a curated record. Gene Ontology annotation, cellular component: presynapse; cytoplasm; glutamatergic synapse. Bases 16 to 969 code for a protein of 317 amino acids. Gene Ontology annotation, molecular function: protein binding.